Messenger RNA from Zootoca vivipara (common lizard), 1691 nucleotides. Its product is annotated as histone H3. The record is from RefSeq and is a predicted model, not a curated record. Gene Ontology annotation, molecular function: protein heterodimerization activity; structural constituent of chromatin; DNA binding. Gene Ontology annotation, cellular component: nucleosome. NCBI's taxonomy places the organism in Eukaryota, Metazoa, Chordata, Lepidosauria, Squamata, Lacertidae.
AUCACCUCGCUCCUUUAUUCGGAGUUUUAGUUGGAGAGCUAGUCGUGGUGUCUUCGUGAGUGCAAGCGCGCCCAAAAGAUGGCUCGGACGAAGCAGACGGCUCGCAAGUCUACGGGCGGCAAGGCGCCUCGCAAGCAGCUGGCCACCAAAGCGGCUCGCAAGAGCGCCCCGGCCACGGGCGGCGUGAAGAAGCCUCACCGCUACCGCCCGGGCACCGUGGCGCUGCGCGAGAUCCGCCGCUACCAGAAGUCGACGGAGCUGCUGAUCCGCAAGCUGCCUUUCCAGCGCUUGGUGCGCGAGAUCGCGCAGGACUUCAAGACGGACCUGCGCUUCCAGAGCUCGGCCGUGAUGGCGCUGCAGGAGGCGAGCGAGGCGUACCUGGUGGGGCUGUUCGAGGACACCAACCUGUGCGCCAUCCACGCCAAGAGGGUGACCAUCAUGCCCAAGGACAUCCAGCUGGCGCGCCGCAUCCGCGGAGAGAGGGCUUAGGCGCCGCUCUCUCUCACUCACCCACCCACCCCGCUUCACCAACCCAAAGGCUCUUUUCAGAGCCACUACACCGCAUCCUGAGAAGAGCUUGAGAUUCUCUUUCCUUCCCCUGUACCCCAGUUUGUGAUUUAGUACAAAGUGCCUCUGCACUGCGAUGGGAGAGGGAGCGGUGGAUUUCAGAUCACUUCCUGUAUACAUAAGUGUCCCCGUUUCUGCUUUAUGAGGCGCCAUUUUGGGAACGGGAAGGAACUAGUUUGAACGUUCACAACCCAAGUCUUGACUGGUCGAGGAGCGAAGGGCUUACCUUAAGGUGCCCUGGAGCUUCACUUGCGGUUUUUAAUUUGGUAGGAGCUUAAAACGGGGGUUGAGAACCUGGGGGCCCCAGAUGCUGUUUUGGCUAUACUCUGCCGUCAUGCAUAACCAUUGACCACGCUCCUAUCCUCUGCCGAAACUUGGAUCUUCCUGUUCUUUAGAUCUGCAGAAAUAUUUCCUCCUGGCGAACAUGUGAAUCAUCCGAUUUCCAAAAUACUCAUGCCAGAGCGAAUGUAUUUAUAUUACACACUAGCUGACCCGGCCACGCGUUGCUGUGGUUCUUUCCUGUGAUCCCCCACCCACCCUGUCCCGAUCCAUGACAUAUCCUGCCCCUCCAUAACUGCCAAGUUCUCCCUUUUUUAAAGGGAAAUUACCUUAUGCUGAAUAGGCUUCCUCACGAGAAAAGGGAAAACUUGGCAGCUAUGUGCCCCUCCUCCCUCCACCCUGGCUCAUCCCUGUGUUUCGGUAGGAUACCCUUCCCUCUGUUGUCCCUGGGGAGUGUUGGCCCCUCCCCCUGUAUCUCCAUACCUUGGCCCCCACCCUUCGAAAAGGAAGUGUUAGGUUCUGGGUUCUAUUUCCCAGCAUGCACUUUUGUCUGAACCCUCUGUUGUCCCUGGGGAGUGUUGGCCCCUACCCCCGGUAUCUUCCUACAUUGGCCACCAGCCUUGGAGAAGGAGCUGUCAGUUUCUGGGUUCCAUUUCCCAGUAUUUACUUUUGUCUGAGCCCUCUGUUGUCCCCUCCCCCCUGUAUCUACAUUGGCCCCUGCACAUGCAUCGUGAACAUUUCCAUCGGGGGUGAUGAUGUGCCCUGGGACCCAGAGAACUACUUAAAGAAUCCCAACCCGGGGGGGGGGGUGUCAAAUAGUGAAGCCCCGUAGCAACAGACAGGCC